This is a messenger RNA of Lactuca sativa (garden lettuce), 1196 nucleotides long. RefSeq lists its product as uncharacterized. NCBI's taxonomy places the organism in Eukaryota, Viridiplantae, Streptophyta, Magnoliopsida, Asterales, Asteraceae. The record is from RefSeq and is a predicted model, not a curated record.
ACAAAGAACGCGUGAGACACACAAACAGGAUACGUAUAGAUAGGUUAAGAAGGCCUGUCAUCUAUCUUCUCUUUCAUCACCGAUUCAUAAUUUAUUCACAAGAUACACAAAAUCCAUACGAAACGUCCAUAUUUCCGCUCUUCCACGAUUGCUUCUCGUCGGAAUCAGAUUCGCUGAAAUAUACACGAAAGACUUGAACUAGGGUUUUGACAGGGAGGGAAUUGGAACGAUUAUUUUGGUUUUGAAUAGUAAUUAUGGCAAAGAAGAGAAAAUCUCUUGCGACGAGUCUAGACGAAGUCGAUCGGACGAUGUACUCGACGUUUUGCAGUGCCGCUAACUCUCUUUCUCAGCUUUACUCUCAGGCCCUUAGCCACCAGAAGCUUUCUUUCCUAUCUGGCGAACGUCAUGGAUUGGAAAAGCUGUAUCAAUGGAUUUCCAAGCAACAUGGGGAAGGAUUGAGAGUGACCUCUGAUGACAUACUAGCCUAUAUCCAGGCUGAGCUGGAAUCAUAUGUGGAAGAGCCAUCAAUGACUCCAAGAACCUUACAAACACAACAACAACAACACACACAACCACAAGCAGCAGCUUCAAACCCAUUUACAAAUUCAAAUUCUGGGUCAUCUAGUGAGCAACAGUGCCAACAACAACAACAACAACCAAGAAGCUACAUAUUCUCAAAUGCUCUCUCAAGCCCUGUUCGUCGCAGCCUUCAAAACUACCACAUCUCUCAGGAAGGAUACGCCAAGAAUACCAACAACGAACAUCACAAUCCUUCUUCUUCAAUGGACAUGCAUCCAGACUCUUCUACUCAAUAAUACCAAUAAUAAUAAUAAUAAUAAUAAUAAUAAUAAUAUAUUUUCUCCUUUCUCCGUUCUCCAAAUUUCAAUUUCAAUUCAAGAAAAGAGACCAGAGAGAGGAGGGUGUUAUUGGCUUAUUGCACAAGCCCAAAUAGUGAACAAGCUUGGGGUUGGAUUUCAGUUGCUUCAUUAAGGUAAAACCGUAAAAGGUAAGGUAGGUCUACUAUUAUUAUCAUUACUAUUACUAUUACUGCUAUUAUUACUGUUAUGGGUAUGGUGGGAUUUCAAAGGAAUAUAUUUAUAGCAUUGUUAUGUUGCUAGUUGUGCACUGUGGAUCAUCUUUUCAUGUUUAUGUAAAAAAGUGAACCAUCAGAUUCAAAUGUUGCUUUCUUUUUGUAA